GGUAUCUGUGUCUAUAGAAAAAAACGGUCAUUAUCGUAACUGCAUUCCUGAGCGAUUUAACAGAGCAUGCGCUCCACGCAUUAUUCGAGAAAAACGUCAUGCAAAAUAUGAAAGAAACGAACAAAAGAAUCAGUUCUUGAUACGACGUUGUCACAAGAACCAACAUGAACGUUGGUCGAGUUUGGCAAGUGGAAUAUGCUUGCGGAUGGAAUUUCUACACCAUGAAAUUCAUUGGGAUUUGGCCAGAGGAAAGAAGCUUCGAUCGAAUCUCGAGCUACAAAGUGUUAAUAGGGAUUGCAUUCAUCAUCUUGUUCUGCACCUUACCUCAAUCGAUAAUGAUAUAUCUCCAUCGAGACGACUUCGACAUGGUUAUGGAAAACCUAUCUCUGGACAACAUGAAUGGAACGAUCGCAUUCAUAAAGAUGACAUGCUUCUGGUCCAGCGGAGGACAUAUCAAGGAUCUUCUUACCGCAAUGGGGGAAGACUGGAAGGAAGUGACAACGAAGGAAGACGAAAAAAAAAUGAUGAAACAAGCGAAAUUUAGUAGGAAUUUAGCUACGAGAGCAAUCGCUUUCUCUUACUUUCUUAUCGCGGUUUACACUACGACAAGAUGUUUAUCGAUGCGUACCGACCGUAGUCUUCUACUUCUCCCGGCCUAUUUUCCGUACGAGACAAUGACGAGUCCAAUAUUCGAAUUAACGUUCAUUUGUCAAAUAAUUGGUUUGGUUUAUUAUACCACAGCGUACACAGCAGUGGAUACUUUUCUAGCCAUGUUGAUCCUUCACGUGUGUGAACAACUUUCGAGACUACGAAACGAUCUGAUCUAUUUGAACAGCAAUACGAAAGAACACGACUUUCAAAUGCAAUUAAAUUACAUCGUGGAAAGGCACAACGAUUUGAACAGAUUCGUCGAUACGAUAGAAAAACGAUUCAACGUAAUGCUACUCUUCGAAAUACUUGGUUGCACCUUGCAAUUGUGCAUGGAAUGUUUUCACGGACUUAUGUUAAUGGUCGAUGAUGGAGAAAAAAUGCCCCUACUAGAGAUCUUCUUUUUUACUUUUUACAUCGUCUACGUUCUACUUCAAUUAUACCUCUACUGCUACGUCGGAGAAAAACUUUGGUUCGAGAGUAGCGAACUUGCUCGUGCCGCUUACGAAUGUAAAUGGUACGAAUUAUUACCGAACGAGGCUCGAACCCUACUAUUGAUAAUCCAUCGAUCACGAUCACCUUUGCGUCUCACGGCAGGCAAAUUCUGUAUUUUGAAUCACGAACUUUACAGCUCCGUUUUGAAAACAUCGAUGAGCUAUCUGUCUGUUUUGCGUGCAACAAUAACGAAGGACGAAUAAUACAUUCGAUUUAAUUCAUAAUUCAGUAGUGUAGCAUUGAAUAUAUUCGAACAAAAAAUAUCGAAGUUAUACGACGUUAUAUUUGUUACUUCAUUCGAGAAUUCAUUAAAUCA
This is a messenger RNA of Vespula vulgaris, 1459 nucleotides long. RefSeq names its product odorant receptor 13a-like. Gene Ontology annotation, biological process: detection of chemical stimulus involved in sensory perception of smell; sensory perception of smell. Gene Ontology annotation, cellular component: plasma membrane. The record is from RefSeq and is a predicted model, not a curated record. The transcript is spliced from 7 exons. Bases 165 to 1346 code for a protein of 393 amino acids. NCBI's taxonomy places the organism in Eukaryota, Metazoa, Arthropoda, Insecta, Hymenoptera, Vespidae. Gene Ontology annotation, molecular function: odorant binding; olfactory receptor activity.